CGAGCGGAGGGCCUGGGUCCAAGUCCACUGCCCUAUGGUCCCCAGAGUCACCUCCCUUUUCUAUCCCAGCACCCCAGGCUUUUCCGGGGUUCACGGACAGCAAAAACUGAUCUCAUAAAACAUCUAGGACAAAAAGGAAAGUCCUGCAGACAGACCCUGUUUGGAUCAAGUGAGCCAGUUCUCUGAACCUGAACAAUGACUGCUGAAUCAAGGAAUGCUACAGAUCUGUCUCCCCGCGCUACCCAGGAGACGGAAGGCACAGUGAUAGUGAAGGCGGAGGAGAAAGAGGAAGAAGAUGAGGGAGACCGUUUUCAAACAGAAAGAAAUAGCCUAGAGUUAUCACCCCAAUUUCUCAGUCGUUCCACAACUAUGAAUGAGAGAGCCUUAUCAUCAUAUUUAGUGGCGUAUCGAGUGGCAAAAGAGAAACUGGCUCACACAGCUGCUGAAAAGAUUAUUCUCCCAGCAUGUAUGGAUAUGGUACGUACCAUCUUUGAUGAUAAAUCAGCUGAUCAAUUAAGAACUAUACCUCUUAGUGAUAAUACAAUAUCUCGUCGAAUCUGUACUAUUGCAAAACAUUUAGAAGCAAUGCUUAUGACACGGCUACAGUCUGGUAUAGAUUUUGCAAUCCAACUUGAUGAGAGCACUGAUAUUGCAAGCUGUCCCACACUCUUGGUAUAUGUCAGGUAUGUGUGGCAAGAUGAUUUUAUAGAGGAUCUGUUGUGCUGUUUAAAUUUAAAUUCACAUGUAACCGGAUUAGAUUUAUUCACUGAAUUAGAAAAGUGCAUCGUUGGUCAAUAUAAAUUAAGCUGGAAAAAUUGUAAAGGAAUUUCAAGUGAUGGAGCAGCAAAUAUGACUGGGAAACAUAGCGGAGUUAUUGAAAAAUUGUUAGAAGCCACCCAUAACAACUCUCUUUGGAAUCAUUGUUUUAUUCACCGAGAAGCUUUGGUAUCCAAAGAAAUUCCGCCGAGCCUAAUGGAUGUAUUGAAACAUGCAGUGAAAAUUGUUAAUUUUAUUAAAGGAAGCUCAUCGAAUAGCCGACUUCUUGAAAUACUGUGUUCAGAGAUUGGAGUGAACCAUACCCACUUAUUGUUUCAUACAGAAGUUCGUUGGUUGUCUCAAGGAAAAGUAUUGAGCAGAGUAUACAAACUCAGGAAUGAGAUUUACAUUUUUCUCAUUGAAAAGCAAUCUCAUUUGGCAAAUAUUUUUGAAGAUGACAUUUGGGUAACAAAAUUGGCAUAUUUAAGUGACAUUUUUGGCAUUUUAAAUGAAUUAAAUUUGAAGCUACAAGGGAAAAGCAACGAUAUGUUUCAAUAUCUUGAACACGUUCAAGGAUUCCAGGAAGCAUUAUUGCUGUGGCAGGUAAGACUUAAAAGUAAUCGCCCCAGCUACUACAUGUUCCCAACGCUGUUGCAACACAUUGAAGAGAACGUUAUUCAUGAAAACUGCUUAAGAGAAAUAAAAUUAGAGAUAUUAGUACAUCUCACUGCUUUGUCUCAAACCUUCAAUCGUUACUUUCCAGGAGAGAAAUUUGCAUUGUUAAAGAAAGCUGUUUGGAUGAAAGAUCCAUUUGCUUAUCCAACCCCAGAAUCAAUAAUUGAGUUACACUUGGUGCCUGAAGAAGAGAAGGAAUUACUGCAGCUCAGUUCGUCAUUCACACUGAGGAAUUAUUAUAGGGCAUUAAGUUUAUCAGCAUUUUGGAUUAAGAUUAAAGAUGAAUUUCCACUGCUAAGUAGAAAGAGUAUAUUGCUAUUAUUACCAUUCACAUCUACCUAUUUGUGUGAACUAGGAUUUUCAAUCUUGACACGAUUAAAAACAAAGAAAAGAAAUCGGCUCAACAGUGCACCUGACAUGCGUGUUGCCUUAUCUUCAUGUGUGCCUGACUGGAACGAGCUCAUGAACAGGCAAGCACACCCAUCACAUUAAGUACAAUCGUUAUGAAAUUUUGUUUUUGUACGUUCUUAGGUACUUUUUGUAUAUUGUAUUUAAAUAUUAAUAAAAUUAUGGUUGGGAUUUACCAGGUUUCAUUUUCUUAUAUAGUAAGUAUUGUUUCGUGAAACUUGUUUGUUACAUGAAUAUGUGUGUAUGUGUAUACAGAGUAAUGAUGUAAAAUAUAUUUCUAUGAAUUGCUGUCAAUUUGGAAGAAUAGUGCUCUUAACAUUCUUAGUUUUAUACUCAAAUCUGUCGCCUUGUCCACUGCUGCUGCCUUGCUUCUUUCAGGCAGAGCCCCAUUCAGGUUCAGUUCUCACCAUUUAUGUGCCUAUGUGCUCUUCCUUGUCUGUUUUGUUUUGUUUUGUUUUUGUUUGUUUUUUGCCACACCACGCGGCUUGGGGGAUCUUAGUUCCCCGACCAGGGAUCGAACCCAGGCCCCCUGCAGUGGAAGCACGGAGUCCUAACCAUGGGACCACCAGGGAACUUCUGUCUGUUCUAAUUCCAGGAAGUGAAUCUUCAUGCUGAUCAUGGUCUAACACCAUCCUCGUCCCUGGGUUUAUUUAUGCAUGGGCACAUGUUAUAAUUCUAGCUAAGGGUAUAUGUAGGGCAGUCUAUCAGGAUAUCUUUGUGAAGGCUUCCCUUGCUCUCAAGAAAGGACACGAGAGAAGAUAGUGAUGAUAGUGCCGUAGUUUUUGUAUCUCCCCAAAUCCCUCCUAAAAAACACACAGAGCACCAUAUGAUCCUGCAAUCCCACUCCUGGGCAUAUAUCUGGAGAAAACUCUAAUUCAAAAAUAUAC
This is a messenger RNA of Physeter macrocephalus (sperm whale), 2726 nucleotides long. RefSeq names its product family with sequence similarity 200 member A (gene ZBED8L). The transcript is spliced from 2 exons. The record is from RefSeq and is a predicted model, not a curated record. Lineage: Eukaryota; Metazoa; Chordata; Mammalia; Artiodactyla; Physeteridae. The coding region runs from base 196 to 1923 and encodes 575 amino acids.